Messenger RNA from Trichomonas vaginalis G3, 837 nucleotides. RefSeq lists its product as uncharacterized. The transcript has a single exon. The record is from RefSeq and is a predicted model, not a curated record. NCBI's taxonomy places the organism in Eukaryota, Parabasalia, Trichomonadida, Trichomonadidae.
UUGUUAUGGGAUUGUGAAUCAGGUCUUACACUCGGAAUCACUCGUCAAGUAUCUGAAGCUCAGUAUGUAUCGGAGCUUCAAUGGUCCCGUAAAAUCGUUUUAGGCUUUGCAGAACCAAAUACAAUUUAUAGUAUCGAUUUUUGGCCGUAUGAAGCUGAAGAUCAAGCGAAAAACUCACGAAUACUUUGGAAGAUAGAUGUUCCUGGUACAUAUACAAGGAUGGCUGUUAAUAGUUCAGAUAUAUUCACUGCAAUUCUAUAUUCUAAUGGUCCAUCCUUUACAAUUAUCACGUCAAAGAAUGCCAAGCAGGCUCCAACAUCUCAAUCUCAAUCCCAUACUUUAGAUAAAUCAGAAAAAAUCGUAGAAAUUCAACAUCAUCCCCAUAUUAGUAAUAUUUUAUUAAUUAUGCUUGAAGGAAAAAUACUUACGUUUAACAUAGCGACCAAAUCUGGCCGAAAUCUUGUAAUCGAUGAAUCAUCCCAAUCAUCUUUCCAUAAACUGCUUCCUUCUUUAACAAAUGACAACGAAAUUACAGUUUAUGGUCAAGACUCGUCACUCAGUAUCUAUAUCUGUAACGAAGACUACAUUUUACAAAAUCAGAACAAUAAAAUGAAAAGAGAGCUGUUCUUAAAAAUCGAAGUAUUUACACUAUCCGCUGCAUGUAACCGUGCACUUCCCGAGCGAUACAUCCGGCUUCUCUCCAUCAAAUGGCUUAGUUAUGUUUGCCAUAAAAGAUAUAUACCUUACGUCAUCGCGCAGUCUCAAAUUAUACCACAGAUACCAACCUGUUACGAUUUCUACGAAAUCCUUGCUUCGGCACUCCAACCGGAAAGAUAA